Messenger RNA from Beta vulgaris subsp. vulgaris (sugar beet), 3520 nucleotides. RefSeq names its product probable glutamyl endopeptidase, chloroplastic. Gene Ontology annotation, molecular function: serine-type endopeptidase activity. Lineage: Eukaryota; Viridiplantae; Streptophyta; Magnoliopsida; Caryophyllales; Amaranthaceae. The record is from RefSeq and is a predicted model, not a curated record. Bases 211 to 3108 code for a protein of 965 amino acids. The transcript is spliced from 15 exons. Gene Ontology annotation, biological process: proteolysis.
AUAGAUUAGAGUCAUUUGAGUCUUCUCACCAAAACCUGGAAAUAGUCCAACUAUGGUGUCACUCUACUCUAAACUUUCCACUGCAAAAUGACUCAUGAUUACAACAUUCAAACAAAAAAUUCACAUUAAAAAAAGGAAGAAUCCUACUCUUUGUUGUAGACUUAAAUCUCUAAAGAAUAAAGUAAUAAACUUACAAAAAGAUAAUAAAAGAUGCGACUUCAUAAAGUUUACCAUCGUUUCCCUUCUUUCUCCUUCACUAUUCAUAACCAAAAUCAUAAUCUUUUCUUCUCACCUCAUAGAUUUUCUCUCUCACCACCUUCUUCUGUUUCUUUAAUACCCUGUAAAUUUCCAAAAUUCCCAAAUUUUCGCCAUUUUAGGAGUGUUGUUUCUGGGGAACCUUUGAACUCUACAAUGAGUAGGCUUCAAAGUAUUGUUCCUGUUGAAGCAGUUGCUGGGGAAAAUGUUGCUGCUGUUGGGUUUAAUGGGUCUGCUUCUAAAUCCCAAUAUGAAGAUGAUUUGGCAGCGAGUGCUGGAUAUCAGUUACCUCCAUCGGAGAUAAGAGACAUUGUUGAUGCUCCUCCCUUGCCUGCAUUGUCAAUUUCACCCCAGAGGGAUAAAGUAUUAUUUCUUAAGCGAAGAUCUUUACCUCCUUUGAUAGACAUUGCUAAACCAGAAGAAAAGCUCGGUGGUAUUCGUGUUGAUGUAAAAAGCAAUACACGGAGUCGAAUGUCAUUUUACACAGGUAUUGGGAUCCAUCAAUUGACGAGUGAUGGUACCCUUGGGCCAGAAAAAGAGGUACUUGGCUUACCUGCUGGUGCUAGGAUCAAUUUUGUUAGCUGGGCAACUGAUGGUCGGCAUCUAGCAUUUACUGUCCGAGUUGAUGAGGAUGAUGGUGGCAAUAGCAAGCUUCAAAUAUGGGUUGCCAAUGUGGAAACUGGACAAGCUAAACCCCUAUUCCUUUCAGCAGAUAUCUAUGUGAAUGCUGUGUUUGACAAUUUUGUUUGGGUGGAUGCCUCUACUUUAUUGGUUUGCACCAUUCCAUCAUCUCGUGGUGAUCCACCGAAGAAACCUUUGGUUCCACCUGGCCCUAAGAUUCAAUCAAAUGAGCAAAAGAAUACUAUACAACUUAGAACCUUCCAAGAUCUGUUGAAGGAUGAAUAUGAUGAAGAUUUGUUUGAUUAUUACGCAACUUCACAACUUGUAUUAGCUUCUUUGAAUGGAACUAUGAAGCCUUUUGGGUCACCAGCUGUGUACACGUCACUGGACCCUUCACCAGAUGAGAAGUACAUAAUGAUAAGUUCAAUCCACAGACCAUACUCUUAUUUAGUACCUUGUGGAAGAUUUCCAAAGAAGGUUGAUUUGUGGACGGCUGAUGGAAAAUUUGUGAGACAACUCUGUGAUUUGCCUUUAGCAGAGAAUAUUCCUAUUGUUCAUAAUAGUGUGCGACAAGGGAUGCGUUCUAUCAAUUGGAGAGCUGACAGACCCUCCACUAUUUACUGGGUGGAGACUCAAGAUGGAGGUGAUGCAAAGGUGGAAGUUUCUCCUCGUGAUAUCGUUUAUACACAAACUGCUGAAGCUAGUGAUGGUGAAGCACCUGAUGUCUUACACAAACUUGAUCUUCGAUAUGGGGGGAUAUCUUGGUGUGAUGAUUCUCUAGCUCUAGUGUAUGAGUCUUGGUAUAAAACGCGGAGAUUAAAAACCUGGGUCAUCUCUCCUGGGAGUAAAGAUGUUAGUCCACGCAUAUUAUUUGAUAGGUCAUUUGAAGAUGUGUAUUCUGAUCCUGGUUCCCCCAUGUCGAGGAGAACUUCAUAUGGAACAUAUGUCAUCGCAAAGAUUCGGAAGGAAGAAGAUGAUGCAACUUACUUGUUGCUGAAUGGUAAUGGUGCUACCCCUGAAGGAAACAUACCAUUCCUUGACUUGCUGGACAUUACUACAGGCAACAAAGAAAGAAUAUGGCACAGUGACAAGGAAAAGUACUAUGAGUCAGUCGUUGCCUUAAUGUCUGAUCAUAUUGAAGGGGAUAUAUUUGUCAACCAAUUGAAAUUACUUACUUCAAAGGAAUCUAAAACCGAGAAUACUCAGUAUUAUAUACAAAGCUGGCCAGAUAAGAAGCCAUUGCAAAUUACCAACUUCCCCCACCCAUAUCCUCAGCUAGCUUCUUUACAAAAAGAAAUGAUCAGGUAUGAACGUAGUGAUGGGGUGCAGCUUACUGCAACAUUAUACUUGCCUCCCGGGUAUGACCACUCGAAAGAUGGGCCUCUUCCGUGUCUUGUCUGGUCUUAUCCUGGAGAAUUUAAGACCAAAGAGGCUGCUGGGCAAGUACGUGGGUCUCCGAAUGAGUUUGCUAGCAUAGGUUCUACCUCGCCUCUUCUCUGGUUGGCUAGAGGGUUUGCUGUUUUGUCGGGACCUACAAUUCCUAUCAUUGGGGAGGGUGACAAGGAAGCAAAUGAUAGUUAUGUAGAGCAACUCGUUGCUAGUGCUGAGGCUGCAGUGCAAGAAGUCAUCCGGCGUGGGGUGGCUCAUCCCAACAAGAUAGCGGUCGGAGGUCACUCUUAUGGAGCGUUCAUGACGGCUAACCUCCUGGCACAUGCUCCUCAUCUGUUCUGCUGUGGAGUUGCUCGAUCUGGAGCUUAUAACCGAACUCUUACACCAUUUGGAUUUCAGAACGAGGAUAGAACACUUUGGGAGGUGACAAACACUUACAUAGAAAUGAGCCCGUUUAUGUCAGCCAAUAAGAUUAAGAGGCCUAUUUUGCUUGUUCAUGGAGAAGAAGACAACAAUUCAGGAACAUUGACUAUGCAGUCAGAACGGUUCUAUACUGCUCUGAAGGGUCAUGGGGCUCUUUGCCGCUUAGUAAUUCUUCCUUAUGAGAGCCAUGGCUAUUCAGCAAGAGAAAGCAUCAUGCAUGUUCUUUGGGAGACAGACAGGUGGCUACAAAAGCAUUGCGUUUCAAACACAUCUGAAAUAAAUGCAGACAUUGGCUCCCUUAAGAAAGAAGAUAGUGCAGAAAAUGCUGAGAGCAAAGUGAUUUCUGCCACUGGUGGUGGUGUUGCAGAGAUGGAGGAACCAGAGAACGGUGGCUCCUCUCUUCGAAGGUCAUUUUUAUGAAUGCAUUUGGAGCUUUAAUAGUAGCACUAAGCGAGCUUUAGCAUGGAUUCCGAGCACUCCAAGGAGAUAAGAAUAAGAUGACGAAACACGAUAAGAAAGAUGAAUCAUCCACUCUGCUAAGUUGUUUCAACAGACCAAAACUUUCAACGUGGUCUGCAUUUUUUCAGCUGUCCCUUAUAAAGGAUAGAAAUUAUGGCAUUGAUUCAAAUUUAGUUUCAUUGAAACUACUCCAGUACUCCACUGUUAAUUUACACAAUAAUAAUACUGUUAUUGAGGAGAGAUUCAUAGGAAAGAGUGCAAGUUUAUUCAACUGGAUGUAAAUCAUCAAAUGGAACAAUUUCCAUCUGUUUCUUUGUAAUACUAGUGAUAAAUUUCUUCAAGAGGCUUCAAUUUCUAUAAUGAUUGUGAAACA